CUAUCUCUAUCUCCGUGAAAGGGAAGCAUCAUUUCUCUCUCUUCACUUGAUUAAAGAAAGCGCUGUUCUUGUGCAGCAGACUGGUCUCUGCCCGAUCUGAUCCGGUGAUAUCCCUCUCCCUGAAUCCUCUCUCCCGAGAAAAUACAGUAGCAAAAAGCAAAAGUCUUGAGUGGGAAAGCGAGAAGCUUGAGAGAGGGGUUGAGUUUGGAGUAAUGGCCGGAGGGGGGUCUUCGGGGAGGUUGCCGACGUGGAAAGAGAGGGAGAACAACAAGAGGAGGGAGAGAAGGAGAAGAGCCAUUGCUGCCAAGAUAUACUCUGGUCUUAGAGCUCAGGGGAACUAUAAGCUUCCCAAGCACUGCGACAACAACGAGGUCUUGAAGGCGCUCUGUGCCGAGGCCGGCUGGAUCGUCGAAGACGAUGGCACCACUUAUCGUCAGGGAAGCAAGCCACCCCUUGGCGAGAUUGCAGGCACUUCAACAAACCUCAGUGCAUGUUCCUCGCUUCAACCAAGCCCACAGUCCUCAAAUUUUGCGAGUCCUAUACCAUCCUAUCAUGCCAGCCCAUCAUCGUCCUCCUUCCCAAGCCCUACACGCUUUGAUGCAAACCCCUCUACAUAUCUCCUCCCGUUCCUUCGCAACAUUGCCUCCAUCCCCACGAAUCUCGCUCCUCUUAGAAUAUCUAAUAGUGCACCAGUAACACCACCUCUUUCAUCGCCAACCUCUAGAGGUUCAAAGCGAAAACCUGACUGGGAAUCCCUUUGCAAUGGCUCCCAAAACUCCUUCCACCAACCUCUCUUUGCUGCCUCUGCCCCUGCAAGCCCAACACGGCGCCACCAUAUUAUGCCUGCCACAAUACCAGAAUGCGACGAGUCCGAUGCAUCCACAGUGGACUCAGGUCGCUGGGUCAGUUUCCAGACAGUUGCACAUCUAGCACCUCCUCUUUCACCAACGUUUAAUUUAAUGAAACCAGGGGCCCAACAGGGUUCUUUCCAAGAUGGUGUUGAUGGACAUAGGGGCCUAGACUGGGGGGCUGCAGCGGAGAGGGGAAGAGGCUCAGAGUUUGAGUUUGAGAGUGGCAGAGUGAAGCCAUGGGAGGGUGAGAGAAUCCAUGAAGUAGGAGUGGAUGAUCUGGAGCUUACAUUAGGGAGUGGGAAGACCCAUGGUUAAGCAUCCUGUUGAUGACAAGGCAUGAUAAUGUAUAGAAGGAAGGAAGAUUUCGCCUUGUAUGUUGGUUUAAUUGUGCAUUCUCCACUAUACAUGGUUUUCUUUGCCGGGAUGUGUGGCAUUGCUUGGUAUCUUUUGUGACUUCUGCCACUGUAGGGAGACUUGCAUUUGACAGUGGUGCACCCUAUCCUUUCUUCAUGUGUACAGUUCUCUCCCUAUGAGCCAUUGCAGAAUUGGAUAUUAAUUAGAUUCAUUUACAAAAAGAUCGAAUUUCGGACAAUCUUUCAUUGAAGGAAAGUGUUCCCAGGUUAUUAUUCAUGUGGUGGGAAAGGCUAAAGCGGGUGAACUUGGAGGUCUUCCUGUUGAUUAUGUUUGGAGUAUCUUCUUCAAUUCUUGAUUUAUUGUAGGAACCUAUUUGAAUAGACAGUGGGGUUGUCCGAGAAUUGUGUUCCUUUAUCAUUUUUGUUUUAUUUGGGAUUAAAACACAAAGGCAGAGGUUGCUAUUGUCUUAUUAGCAAACAAAUCCAUCUGCUUUCUUCCUUCGUUGGGCUAGAAUUUUCUAUAAGUUCAGGUGAGGUUUUUCAAUCAAUUUCCUUUUUAUUA
Molecule: messenger RNA, 1766 nt
Organism: Juglans microcarpa x Juglans regia
Lineage: Eukaryota; Viridiplantae; Streptophyta; Magnoliopsida; Fagales; Juglandaceae
Product: BES1/BZR1 homolog protein 2
Exons: 2
Coding region: 213-1166 (317 amino acids)
Biological process (GO): brassinosteroid mediated signaling pathway; DNA-templated transcription
Molecular function (GO): DNA-binding transcription factor activity
Source: RefSeq, a predicted model, not a curated record